Porites evermanni is the source of this 602-nucleotide messenger RNA. The record is from the annotation of a GenBank genome assembly. Lineage: Eukaryota; Metazoa; Cnidaria; Anthozoa; Scleractinia; Poritidae.
AUGUCAUUAGAGAACACCCCAAAAAUGGAAAUUGUAAAUUCGUACCUCAACAGCGAUUUCAACAGUGGCGAGAUUUAUAAAAUCGAAUUCAAGAACUGUGACAAAGUCUACAUUGGAAACACAACUGGUGAGCUUCAGACACGAUUAACACAGCACCUCACUAAUAAUAAGAGUCCAGUAUAUCAGUAUCGGCUUCAUAAGCCUACUAUCAAACUGCUUGUUAAUGCCCCAAGCAAAGGCAAACGUGAAUUGGAAAAAGUGGAGCAUGAAUGGAUUUAUGAUUUUAGCGAGAAGCUGGGAGAUCAAUUAUUAAACAAGCAAGGAAUAAAACCUAAAAGACAAGAAGUAAAAUACCAAGCACAAAUGACAGCCAUUGACGCUUUUCAGAAAAGUUGUUACAAGACAAAAUACAAAAACUUGGCAAAACUCUUCGAAUCAAGGAUGAUGUUACAAAAAAUCUGUUAUACUAUGACGGUACUGUCGAUGGCAGAGGCUAUCGCAAUGUGGCCCAGUGUAAACAACAACCAAGAGAGGAAGCAAUAUCAAAGCUUACCAAAAAGCAACAAGAAUUGAUCAAAGAAUUGACAAUUGACUUCAACUAA